AGGUGUGAGAGGAACCAGGAUGAUGGCGACGGUGCCCCUGACCAGCUCCAGUCUUCUCCCUCUGCUGGAAUCUCUGGAGGAUAUCACAGCCGGACAGCCGGAGCAGACAGACGCCUACCUCACCAUUGUCAAUCGUCUCAGUGGGGAUGAUGGAACACCGUUUCUCCCUGCCGUUAUAAAGAACUUUUCACGUUUGGGUAAAACUUUCCAGACCCAUAUCGCCAGUCAGAAUGCAGAGCUGAGCCAGGCUGCACUACAGGCCCUGGGGUUCUGUGUGUUCCAUGCCCACGUCGUCUCAGCUAUCCCAGCUAAUUUUGCAGAGGAGCUACUGUCAGCUCUUUCCUCUCUGGUGGUGAAGUCUACAGACAAGAACACAUGCACCAGAGCAUUAUGGGUCAUCUCCAAACAGAACUUCCCUCCAGAGGUGGUGGCCAAGAUGGUUCCAGAGAUUCUGAGGACCCUGGAGUGUGUACGGACUAGAGAAGACAUCCAGUCUGUUGUCAUGGAGCAUGAGUCGUUGAAUGUUAUCAUAAGGUUGCUGGACCAGGCCCCAGCCCAGAUGGGUGAGCGUGCAGUACAGUGGGCCAAGCUGGUCAUCCCUCUGGUGGUCCACUCAGCCUCUAAAGUGCGCCUGCGGGCGGCAGCAGCCCUGGAGAUGGGUCUGCCUCUACUAAUGGAGAAACAGAAAGAGGUGGCAGCCAUCAUAGAACCCAUCAUGUCCUCAAAACUCAUCCCAGAGCUCCAGAAACUGUUCUCUACGAAGAACGAGACCAAUGUUCUGAAACUCUGGCCGUUGUUUGUCAGGCUCCUAGGGAAGCUGCUCCAUAGAGGUGGUCCCUUCAUCAACUCCCUGCUUGGCCUGGAGGAACUGGGCUUCCGUAGCUCCUCCCCCAACAUCAAGAAGAUCGCCUUCAUCGCCUGGAAGAGCCUCAUAGACAACUUCUCCCUCAACCCAGAGAUCCUGUGCAGUGCCAAGCGGCUAAAGUUGCUGCUGCAGCCCCUCAGCUCCAUCCAGGUGAGGACUGAGGCCCUGCUGCUCACCAAGCUGGAGGUCUGGUGGUACCUGGUGGUCAAACUGGGACCCAACCUGCCUGCACACUUUGAACAGGUUGGUGUUCCUCUCCUCCAGUGCACCCUGGGCACUGACUCUGCCUUCCCAACUACUCCUGCCCGGAGCUCCAUUCAGAGCAGUGCUGUGGGGACCAGUGCCCCAGCCUUCUCCAGCCCUACGGUGAUGCCCCGUCUGAGCCUGAACUGCAGUGUGGUGGCGGGCCAGGCCUACCCCUCUAUACAGCUGCUGGGAUUAGAGAUGCUGCUGCACUACUUCAUGGGGUCAGAGGUCACCGCCGCCGCUGCCAAGAACCAACUGACGCUCAGCCUGGAACCUCUGGUUCACCCCUUCCUGUCCAGUCCCCCCUCCUUCACCAAGCACGGCUCUUUGCUUAUCUCCGCAGUCCGCGACAGCUUCAUCUGCAUCGGCAAAGACGCCCCAGCUGGCCAUAAGAAAGAGCGCCAGGGCUCUGAGCUCCUCCCCCUGUUGCUACAGGCUCUCCAGAGCGUCAUCUCCUCAGAGGCCCUCCCUGCACACAGGGCUCUGAGUCUGCUGGACAUGACGGUGAAGGGUAUCCCUCAAAGGAUACUGGGAUCUGCCUCUUACCAAGUGGGCAAAAUGGAUCUUUUGAACGGAACCCCGGCUCUGUUCCUGAUUCUCCUGUUCUACAACAGCAGUCUGGUGGGAGGGUUCGUAGACGAUGAGAGGUUUUUCCUGUGUUUAGAGACCCUAGUGAGCUGUGGUCUCUCAGGCCUCACGUCCCCUCUGGCAUUUGGGGAGGCGGUCCUGGGGGCGGUGGGGCGCAGCGCGGGGACUCUGGGGAAUAAGGAGCAGCUGUGGAGGAUGUGGAGCGUGGUGGUCAACCCACUGACUGUUACCAUCACACAGACCAAUGAGGUGAACCAAGGGGACGCUCUGGAGCACAACUUCAGUGCUGUUCACACUGCCCUGAUGUUCCCCAUCACACACCUGCUACCUGGCAACGCCCUGCCACAGGUGACCCAGAAGUCCAUGCUGGGUACGUGGUCCAGGCUGUAUAAGGUGUUUGCCUGCUGCUCUGCCCUGGUGGCCACGGCCGAGGAGAAUGUCUGCUGUGAGGAGCUGUGUGGCAAAAUGGCUGCCCUAUUGGACAGGAAGGCCCUGAGGGUUCCGUCAACGUUGGAUGCGGUUGCUAACAUCCUCCUGGUCAUCGUUGAGAGUUCUGACUUCUCUCCCUACACCUCACAGUUUCAACAGAAGAUGAAAUCUCCCCACACCCCUCUGGCCUGGGUGCGUAAGAAAAGCAAAGCCCUUGGGAACCUGUCUACCUUCCAGACCCUGCUGGUCCAGGCCCUGGAGGCCUUUAAUGCUGUUGAGGCUCCUGAGACGGUCCCUGAGGGUACAGGCCUGGCCCUGGUCUCCAUCCUCUCUACCCUGUUCUCUAAUCUGGCCCUGGCUACAGCCAUACAGGAGGCCCUGGCCUCUCUCACAAAGCCCCUCACAGCCCUCUAUGAACAGCCUGGGAGGACUCCAAAUGAGCAGCUGAAAUCCACCUCAAGUCUUGGAGCAAAACUGGAGAAGCUCCUGGUUGAUGUGUUGGGCUGCUUGCAGACAUGUUCAGCCCUGGCCUAUGAUGAUGAGCUGCUGUCCCUGCUGUCCCCCCUGCUCUGUGUCCUGUUCCUCCACCGGCGAAAGCACAUCCGUUCCCUCGUCACACAGUUCUGGAACGCAACCUUCGCUAACGCUUUGGCCCUCGUCUACCCAGAAGAACUCAAGCCAGUGUUGAGCCAGGUGAAGCAGAACACUCCUAUCCUCUUACCUGGCUUUCAGUCUGUUGAAGUUCCAGAUGAGCUCAGUGGACAGUACUCGAGUGAGAGCUCUCAGCUGGAGACCAAGCUGAGUGGAGUGCAGAUGACUCCUGGGGUGAAGAGAGACUCUCUACUGGCGAGGGUUGGAGAGAUGAAGGACAGGAGCUCCAAGACAUCCAAGCCUGUCUCUAUGAAGCUCGACUUUGGCUCUCCCAAGCCGCCUCGUAGAGAAGAACUGGAGGAGCAGGCCUCUAUAGACUUUGUGUUCAUACCCCCCGAGACUAAGGAGAGAGUCCUCACCGAGCACCAGAAAGAGGUCAAGAGAACCAAAAGGGUUGACAUUCCUGCCAUGUACAACAACCUGGAUGCUUCCCUUGAUACCACGGUCUUCACCCAGUACACACAGAGUCAGGAGGAAUCACUGGACAAAUUGCCAGCAGAUGAGCAAGCCGAAGAUGCUGAAAAGGAUGAGGUUAAAGCGGAGGUUCCAGAAGAAAACAUGGAAAUGGGGGAGGACGUUGCUGACGACACCCAGGAAUAUAUCAGUCCAACCAAUGAGACAGCAGAAUCUGCAAAGGGAGAGGAGGAGCCUGCUGAUGAGUUACUUCCUGAGUCUGCAGACAUUUCCAUGGAGGAGGAUGUCGAUGAAGAUGUUUCAUUGAAGGAUGACUCUGCCAUGGAUACCAGAGAGGGCACCAACCCUGACGUCUCUGGCUGCUCUGACAUGGUCUCAGGGACGCCUCAGAAAACCAACAGUCGUCGCCAGUCUUUCAUCACUCUGGAGAAGUAUGCUGAGGGGAAGCCUGCUAGUCCUGCCAGCGUGGUGACGUUUACAGGCCCCCUCACCAGGACCGCUAACAGCCAGAAGCAGGAUGCUUCCUCUCCGGAACCACCGGCAGGGGGCGGCCAGGCGCAGGCGGCUUCCUCUCCGGAACCACCGGCAGGGGGCGGCCAGGCGCAGGCGGUUUCCUCUCCGGAACCACCGGCAGGGGGCGGCCAGGCGCAGGGGGCUUCCUCUCCGGAACCACCGGCAGGGGCCGGCCAGGCGCAGGCGGUUUCCUCUCCGGAACCACCGGCAGGGGGCGGCCAGGCGCAGGCGGCUUCCUCUCCGGAACCACCGGCAGGGGGCGGCCAGGCGCAGGCGGCUUCCUCUCCGGAACCACCGGCAGGGGCUGACACGGACUCGCAGGAGACUGAACAAGCAAGAUUUAGAAGCUCCAAGAAUCAGUCUUCCAAAAAAGAGGGAGAGAAACCUGAACCUUCAGAAGACAAAAAGCAAUCUGAGGUUGAGAAACCAGCUGAGAAAAGAACAAGUGAAACCGACGAGGACGACGUCAUCCCAGACACCCAGACUCCGGUGGAAAUACUGAAGGAAGUUCUAGUUCCUGAAGAAGUAGUAAUGGGAAACAACAGUCAGAAAGAAGAGGAAUCUCAAGGUCUUCUGGAAGGUUCUCCCAGUUCCCAAGCCGAUCUGAGCCAAGGUGAACCAAGGCGGUCCGGACGGCGGAGGAACAGGCCACUGAGACCAGGAGAAGAUGCAGAGGUAUGGGAAGAGAAAGACAAACGGAGGAAGUCUCAAACGGAUUCACCAAAGACUGCGCCCUCUCCUGCCAGUCAAGCAGAUGGUCAGUCACAGGGUAGAGCCAGUAGGAGAAGUAAGCUGGCUGUUGACGUGGAGGACCAUGGAAAAUACAAGCUGAGAAAAAUAAGUCACAAGGAGGAGAGCGAGUUGAGCCAAUCAAAUUCACAGGUGGCCACGCCUUCACCUGCUGCUGAUAUCAACAGCCAAUCACAGGGUAGCACGGUAUCAAGUAGAAGGAGCAGCAAAUCAGAGGAUCUGGUCAAAGACAAACAAAAGAGAGGUGUUGCAGAGGAGGAGCUCAGUCAAAGUGACUCUCAAACGGACACCCCCUCUGCCUCUGAUAAUGAUAGCCAAUCACAGAGUAGAUGUAGUCAGAGGAGUAAGUUGGCUGUGGAAGUGGAGGAUGAUUGCAAGCAGAAACUAAGGAGUAUUAGGGCUCAGAAGGUGGAGGAGAAGACAAGCCAAAUUGAUUCACAUGUAGCCACACCAUCUCAACAAGAGAGCCAGUCACGGGGUAGUGCAAGCUGGAAGAGCAAACCGCUCAGUGAUUUGGAGGAGGUUGACUUUGUAGAUGAGGUUGACAAGCAGGAUCCUACUGAGCACCAAAGUGAUUCUCAGAUUGCCACACCCUCUCCUGCUGAUCAAACAGGAGAUGGCCAAUCACAGGGUAGAUCUAGCAGGAGGAGUAAAUUGGUCACCGAGUCAGAAGAACAGGGUAAAGGCAAGCCAAAGACGAGAGGCGGUACAGAGCUACUCAGCCAAAUUGACUCAAAGACUACACCUUCAACCAAACCUUCAGCCACUCCAACAGACAGCCAGUCGCAGGGUAGAGCAAGCAGGAGAAGCAAGGUUCCCAUUGAAGUGGCUGAGUCUGAGGUCAAAAGAAGCCUGCAUUUGGCCACUGAUUCAGCAGCAACACCAGAGAUGAGCCACACUCAUUCUCAGGUCGCUCCUUCUGCCACCAGUCCAACAGACCGCCAGCUGAGGCCCAGGGGCAGAACCAGUAAAAGAAGCAAGAUGUUAAAGGAGCAGGUAAAAGCCAACAGCAGCCCUAACCCAACUCCUAACAUGGAGACUGAGAACUCACAGGUGGGAGAUACAGAAUCCUCACAAGGAAGUGGAAGGACUAAAAGGCGCAAUGCCUCCCGGGCCUUACUAGGCUCCAACGUGGAGAACUCUGAGUCGGAUGCUUCAGAGCUCCGGGAGGAUGUCCAGAAAGGCCGGAAGCCCACGUCAGCUGGAGCGAUUCCAAGCCCACUGGCUACAGUUGGAUCAGCAGAGCCAGGGGCUGACCAAGAUAUCCCAAUGGAUAGUUCUGAAACUUCUCUAAAGUCAGACUCGCAAAACCCAUCAAGUGAGGCCUUAGAAGUCAAUAUUCCACAGGAUGUGGAGGAAGCCCUUAAAAUGGUCAACUCCCUUAAACCUGAAGUGGUAGUUCCAAGUCUUCCUGUGAUAACUCAGAUAGCUCUGGGGCAGAGGGAGACUGACAUGGGGGGUGUGGUUGAGGCAGUUGACCCUGUUGUGCCAGAGAAGGUUGAGAGUGAAAAUACUAAGCUUUCUUCUCAACAGACGGACUCUUCAGUAGAACCUGAUCUAGAACAUAAGAGCCAGGAUGCGUGUAUGUCUCGAUGGAAGAAGGAACGUGGACAUAAAUGGUCAAAAAGCAAAGCGAAUUUCAACACAGUUUCCUCUCAGGAGAGUGACCAUGGUGACCUAGAGUGUGACAGGCCAACACAGAUCCAAAGUAAGCUGCUCACUGACUCUGAGCAGGCCAACUCUCCCACGCUUUCCACUGAAGGAAAUGCCAUCUCUGAAGAUGGACUAAACAGACUAUGUACCCCUCCCAUUGCCAAUGGCCUCCCCCCAGAUACUUCACCUACUGAGGCAACAGAGGAGAAACUGGGUCUUCAGGUCUCUGAGUCCUCAGGGAAGGUUUUAGAUGGGCUGAAGCCUGUGGCUGUCUCCAGUGAGGAGGUGACAGAGGAGCAGAUGGGAGUACACGUGGAGAACAGACAUCCAGAGUCUGCUACCAAUGUUCUAGAGGAGGACCAACUGGAAGAUGUUGGCAGGUCUAUUGGGCAAGCCCAGCCAGGGUGUUCCAAAGCCUUAGAUGAGGAGCAACGGGAGGAGCAGUACACAUCUAUCAAAGAAGGACAGCCAGAGGCUGACAGCACCUCUACUGGAACCAGAGAAACCCACACUGAGCCUCAGGCGGACAACGUUCAAGAUAUCACUCCUCUCCAAGAGAGGGCAAAAACUGACAAUGUAUCUGGCCUCGAGUGUGAAGAGGGUGAAGAAACCCAGAUGGACAAUAAUGACCUAGAUCUGUCUCCUUUAAACUAUUUUACCCUUGUGUCCUCUGACCUUCACGAAGCCCCAGUGCCUCUACAUCACCCAAGUACCUCUAAAGACAUGUUGUGCCAAGACUCCCCACCCAAGCAGAAGGAUGCUGUGAUGGGGCUGGAGGUGGGCCAUAGCCCCAGCAGUGGCAGGACCAGGGGGUUGUGGUCCCCCUUAGCUUCCCCCUCCACCUCUAUCCUGAAGAAGGGACAGAAAAGACCAAUAGAAGAGGAGAGUCCUUCGCCUUUCACCAAGUCUCGACGAGUAUCAUUUGCUGACCCAAUCCAACACCAGGAGCUGGCAGAUGACAUUGACCGUCGCAGCCCUGUCAUCCGAUCCAGCUCCCCAAGAACCAAAACUACCAGCAGCAGCAUCCCUCAGGCGAAGUAUAUCACAACACCAACAAAGGGCCUACUGAUCCUCAGUCCACGCAAUCUCCGCAGCCCGGGGUACAAGAGCUCCAAGAAAUGCCUGAUCUCUGAGCUGGGCCAGGAGCCGAGGCCCAUCCCUAAGGACUGUGUGUACCCGGCCCUGGUCCGCUGUUCUACCCCUGUGGAAGCAGUGCUGCCUCAGAUCACCUCCAACAUGUGGCCUCGUGGCUUUGGCCAGCUUGUGCGAGCCCGGAAUAUCAAAACUGUCGGAGACCUCAGUGCUCUCACACCAAGUGAAAUCAAGAACCUUCCCAUUCGUUCCCCAAAGAUUUCUAAUGUGAAGAAAGCACUUAAAAUAUACCAUGAACAGCAGCAGAAGGGCCGUAGUGAUGAGCUGAAGAGUUUUGAGGAGAUGGAGAAGAUGACAUCUGAGCUGGAGGAACCAACUGUUCCUCAGAACCAGGAGGACAAGACUCCAGGAGAUGCUCUAGUCACAGAGUUGUUGGAUGAGCCAGUGUCCAAGGAGCACGAGGAACAUCCAGAGGAGAGACCGGACCAGAGCAGGCCUGACCACCAGAAGACUGCUGAGGGGGGUCUGCUGUUGGAGGUGGAGUCUCUGGCGGCUCAUCUGACUGGGGAGGGAUUGAGCCACUGCUCCUCUGACCAGCUGGUUCAGAUCCAUGAUCAGCUGGGAGGCAUGAUGAGGACUGUGGUGGUGCAGCUGCAGAGCAGACUACUGGCUCAGAACAAAGACAGCGGACCCUGAUCCAAACACUAUACAGUCCCAGGGUUUGGAUUACAUAAUUUGGGAAUGCCCCAUGUGAAGUCUCUUGAAGAUGCCUAUUGACAAUUGUGGGGGGCGGCACAUUGGUGUUUGGAUUCUUACAGAGGUCUUGUUUAUGUGGGGGCCGGGGCCCCCAAACCCCAAUCAAGGUUUCCCCUCUCACACUCCGACUCUUAAGAUCUUUUUUUAAGUUAACCAAGUACUACACCACAAGUCCACCAGGAUCUGUUUGGAUUGUGUUUUUAAACUCCUGUUUUCUUUGGCCUUUUUCCUUGUCCUCUCUGAUGGAGACAUUUUAUAAAUGCUAGUUCAGGCUAAAAAGUAGUGGUGGCGAUUAGUUGUCAUGGCAACAGAGUGAAAGCGACGCAUGGUCUGAUUGGCUAUACCAAGAAGUGAUAUUUUAACGAUACAUUGUGGUCAGGAGGAUGGCACUUUUUACGUUGUGUACUUAAAUAAAGGUUUGAAAGACGGA
This is a messenger RNA of Salvelinus namaycush (lake trout), 8387 nucleotides long. RefSeq names its product telomere-associated protein RIF1-like. The record is from RefSeq and is a predicted model, not a curated record. Bases 20 to 7897 code for a protein of 2625 amino acids. NCBI's taxonomy places the organism in Eukaryota, Metazoa, Chordata, Actinopteri, Salmoniformes, Salmonidae. Gene Ontology annotation, biological process: telomere maintenance. The transcript has 32 exons. Gene Ontology annotation, cellular component: nucleus.